Molecule: messenger RNA, 1142 nt
Organism: Drosophila mauritiana
Lineage: Eukaryota; Metazoa; Arthropoda; Insecta; Diptera; Drosophilidae
Product: ketohexokinase
Exons: 1
Coding region: 102-1070 (322 amino acids)
Biological process (GO): fructose metabolic process
Molecular function (GO): ketohexokinase activity
Source: RefSeq, a predicted model, not a curated record
AAGUGGAAAGCAUUUUUAAUCUAAAUUUCUGUAUCAUAUCAGCCAGGUACUUUUUGGAAAACUGAUUUUAAAAAAUUGAAAUUUUAAAAGCGCUAUUCAAUAUGACUCAAUAUGGCCACAAACUGAGCUGGGCUGUUGGCAAAAAGACGGUGUUGUGCAUCGGCACCACGACCAUUGACUUUGUCUCGACCAUAAAGCAUUUUCCCGAGGAGAACUCACAUCAGAAGGUCAUUGGAGGAUACUGGAUUCGCGGUGGAAAGGCCUCGAACAACUGCACCGUUCUGGCGAAUCUGGGGGUCAAAGUGGAGUUCCUAGGAAUGCUGAGCAGUUGGAGUGUGUUUCAAGUUCUGGUCGAUGACCUGAAGAGUCGGGGCAUUAUUAUCGAGAACUGUCCAACCUGUGACCAGGGUGCUCCCUUCUCAUCCGUGAUACUCACCAAGGCGACUAAGACGCGGAACAUUGUCUACUGCAAUAAUAACUUCCCGUACGUUAGCAUUGAUGAUUUCCGGAAGCUGAACCUUAACCAAUAUGGAUGGAUUCACAUUCGGGCACUAUACUUUGAUAAGUCGUUGCCAAUGGUCAAGGAUAUAGAGGCAUACAAUGCGAACAGGAAGGACAAGAUCGUGCUAUCGAUGGAGUUUGAUAAUAACCUGGAUGACAUGUGGCCUCUGAUGGAUUACUGUGACUAUGCCGUAUUCUCUAAGAAGCUGGCCCAACCGAAUGGUUGGGUUUCUCUAGAGGAUGCCUGCAUGCAGCUGGACGAGCGAUUGCGUAUGCGUUGGGGCCUUAAUCUCAAGCGACCGUAUGUGGUCGUCCUUUGGGGUGAUCAGGGUGCCGGCAUCUUGGAUCUCAAUGGCAACUUCACCCACGUCAAGCCCCACAAGCCCAAACGCAUCGUGGACGCCUUGGGAGCUGGGGACACCUUCGUGGGCGCCUUCAUCUAUGCGCUCUAUAUCCGGGAAAGAUCCGUUUCAGUUGCCGUGGACUUUGGCAAUCGCAUGGCCAGCUACAAAUGCACGAAAAAUGGGUACGAUCAUAUUGCCAAUAUUUUACUGCCUCCGAUUUUAUGAUUGGGUCGAAAUUGAAUUUCUCAUUUGGAAAAUUUUGGAGAAAACAAAACAAAAGGCAGUAGUUAAAAUAAA